This is a messenger RNA of Paramuricea clavata, 3103 nucleotides long. NCBI's taxonomy places the organism in Eukaryota, Metazoa, Cnidaria, Anthozoa, Malacalcyonacea, Plexauridae. The record is from the annotation of a GenBank genome assembly.
UAUCACUGUGUGUUGUGUGUAAGCAACAAUAUGAUGGUGGACAUAGCUGUAUUUCUUGUAAAAACCCAUGUCACACAUUCUGUGGUGAACCAGUCGGCGAGGAAGGAUUUGGAAAACCUGUAUUAUGCUUUAAUUGCAAAGACAUGAGUAUGUUAAACAGUACUCUUGAAAAUUAGUAUAUAAUACUAUUUUACUAUUUUAUUUAAUACAUGUUUAAUUUAUUACUAACAAGUAACAUGCAAAUAACAUUAGUUACUGCCGUUUAUAGUUAAUGUUUCAAUAAUAUUUGCAUUGUGGUUACAGUAGUGUAAGUAUAUCUGUAAUGGUUACGUUCUGCCACCCCGAGGGCCGAGGCCAGUGAAAUUACCGUAUACCAGUAGCCAAGUAGGCAGUAAUCAGGUGUUAUAACUGUAUAUGUAUAACUUUAGGCCAGCCAAAAAUGCCUCUGCGGAGGAGAGUGGGUUUGCGCUGUUGCAUAUUCCCUGAAUUGAGGCUAUUAAAAUAAACUGCAGUAAAAUAAAUAUAACAUUUUUAUAGACCCAAAUCUUGUUGAUCUUGAGGCCAAUAAGGGAAAUGUUACCUUCACGAAUGUGAAGACAACUAAAGCAAGGAAUAAAUAAAGUGAAACGUAAGUAUUGACGACUACUGGAAUUAUUUUGUUGCUGAAGACAACCCUAAAGCUGUUGAAGCCGUGAAAGCAAACAAAUCAAAAGAUCAAUCAUUGUUGAAAUCAUCAGAUUCAAGUGCAAGUACGUAUACGGCUACGCAUUCAAAGAAAAUUGUUUCAAAAUCAACAGUACACGAGACUGAUGAGAGUAGAAAACCAGAUGACCAAGCUGACCUCAGACCUACCACAAACCGCCCAGAUGAAGUCCCUGCUACUUCACAUGUUUAUAUGGAUACAAGAGAUAAACAAGCUGCAAUUGAAAGUCAAAGGUGCGAGAUUUAAUAGUGAGCAAUUACACUUCUAUUUAUUUAGACUUAGAAGGCAACAUUUUUAGUAUAAUUUGUAUGUGGAAGCAGCCAUAUAUACUCAUAUACGCGUAACGCAUAUGUAUACCUGCAUCUAAAUAAAACGCAGCGUCAGUGAAGUGCCGAAGUCUAGAUAGUUACACUAUAGUAAAAUAUAAGUUGGUGUACUACCAAACAAAAUUAUAGUUUUAUCAGCAGCCUGCAAAGGAGUGAAAAUGAUUCAAACAGUUUCCACUUGCAAUCUGAAAAAUAUUAUUUGUUCCAAAAAUAGCGCUCCAACCGCUCCUGGUGAGUUAACACAUGCAGAGAGUGCUCCAUCUGAAACCACAGCUGAAAAACGAAAAGUAACAAGGUAAGCUGAUGAAGUUUUUUUACUGACAAAAGUGAUGAACAAUUCUAUACUUUCCUGUUGCCCGCAGGCGACAUAUUAUCAUUUGAAUUUCACUGAAACAAACCUACAGUAUUUACAGUCAAACAAAUGGUUUUACAAUUUUAGUAUUUCAGUUGAAGACCAUGAAAACGAUGUUGAUGGGCCGAGUACAAAGCUACCAAAGAUGAGUUCGUCAUUAAACAGUGCUCAGGCGUCCAUCACUAACUUUCUUCUUUCUGAUCUGAGUGCCAUACAAGAAUCGGGUGUAAACCUUUUAAGUAAGAAAAAUUUAGAUUAUAUAGUGGACAGAAUCUCUGCACGCAUAAUAGGAAGUUCCAAGCACUCAAGUCAGUCCAGUGGUUCUGUGUGCACCAACUCACCUUCAUGCACCAACUUGACCUCGUUUUUGGAAUCAGAAUCUCAUGAUUACGAACUAAUUUCGGAGGCGAAGUCCAUGUCAUAAGAUGUAACACUUGCUUCACUUAUAUUAAUGACCCAGUCGCAUUGUCUGAAUUACCGAGAAAACCUUCUGUUGCUCUUGGUACAUCACUAAUAUCCGGUCUUGUAAUUAGCAACGGCGACUACAAAUUAUAUUGCGAUGGUGGAUGCCAAAAGUGGUAUAACUUCAAAAGCAGAUUGCUGAAUCAUAUCAUCGAUGCUUCACAGACCCAUGCCAAUGCCGCGCGACAUGCUAGAAAGAUGAUUCCAGUGAAUGCAAGAAAAUUGAAAGUGAUUCGAAACCAGCUUCGCACUGCCAUCGGAGUGGUUCAAUCAAAAUCUGCAGCCAUUCACUACGAAACAAGAAUUGCGGAGUUGCAUAAUGCUGGCGCUGAUGUAGGAGACUUUGGACAUUCCAGAGUUCUUUUUCCACAGAUGAUCGCUGUAGCAUGCAGUUACAUCAACAGAGAAACGUAACGGUUUUUGUCCACUAAUCUUCCAAGUACUGGUCUGCCCCCGCAUUUUUAUACAACCACUGACAAGUCAACAAACCACCCAGAGUCAAAUCAAGUAACUUUGGCUUGUCCUGUUGUCGAUGGGAAAAGAUGCGGUAUCCCACUUGGUUUGACUCUGGUCUAUUCCUCGUCCGACGGAAGUGGUGGACAUGGUGGGGAAUUGGCUGCAGCUAUAUUUUCUGACCUUAAAUUCCAUGCCAAAGUUGAGGGGUUGAGUCUGAUGUCCAUGCAAGGGAAAGUUACGGACAGUCGAUACGUCAAUGCUCCAUUCGUAGGUGCCAUGAAUGAGCCAAUCUUUGAAGUUCUUCGAGAAAGAUGUGAUAAAGAAGAUCAGAAAAUUCUUUUGCAAGACAUCUGGUGGGAAUGUCAGUGGGACCCAGGUCAUUGGCUGGACAAAGUGUUUUCCAAGUUCCAUGAUUCCGAGUUGAUAACUCGUCUUCUUGGGCGUGUUGCUAUGUUCCAUCAGCUAUUCAGGCAUGGCAAGAUGCAUCCCGUUGCUGAGGUGACAGCAAAAGAAUUGAAGUUACCAUUCCUUGUCACUAAUUCUUAUGCUCCCCAGCAUUUCAUGAGCAGUAGCUAUUUGUCACUAAUGAAUCUUCAGAGAAGCUAUGAAGCUUAUCCUGAAACAUUCAAAGACCACCACAAUAAACCUGAUAUCCUGUACAAGUUGUGUGGCAAUGAUUUUGUUUACGAUUUAUGUGGCUUGAUCGACCUCCUGUGGCCUUUGGUUGUCCUAAUGCUGAAAGCAAGAAUGGUGCCCAGGCUGGAAGUUUGUAGCAUACGUGAAGCGGGUCAAAGCGCAGCUUAA